ACUUGCCUCAACAAAAUAAAACGCUUGUAUUUCGAGUGAUCGCGAUGCCUUCGGUCGAAGAAAUGAGCUCUUCCUUUCAGCCCCAUUUGGAAUGCCCUUCGUGUUAUACCAAGCUUGUCCCAGAAAAUGGAGUACUGUGUAGUGGUAUUUACAAUGGCAAAUGUAAAAGCUGCAACAAGGAUGUGGAGUUUUGGUCCGUUCCUACUCCUGUCAAUGAGGUCAGUUUCACACUAAAUGGAACACAGCAUAAAGUUACCAAUCCUGACCCAGGAAUGAGUUUGAAUGAGUGGAUCAGAAAUCAGCCUGGAUUACAAGGAACAAAGGUGAUGUGUCGUGAAGCUGGCUGUGGUUGUUGUGUGGUGUCAGUCACAAGGCAUGAUCUGAGUGUUGGAAAAGAUGUCACUGUAGCUGUCAACUCUUGUCUAUUUCCUUUAUGUGGUGUAAAUGAUGGCAAAGUUACAACAAUUGAAGGAAUUGGAAAUCGUUUUGAUGGAUUCAAUCCCAUCCAGGAGAGAUUAGCAGAACAUAAUGGCAGCCAGUGUGGUUAUUGUUCACCAGGAUUUGUUAUGAACAUGUACAGUUUGUUGCAGGAGAAUCCCAGUCCAUCCAAACAACAGAUUGAAGAUAACUUUGAUGGAAAUAUCUGUCGCUGCACAGGCUACAGACCAAUUUUGGAUGCAAUGAAAACAUUUGCAAAGUCUGAAAAUCCAAUAGACAUUGAGGAAAUAACCAAGUGUCCAGGUGUCUGUGGCAAUGGAGGUCUCAAUUGUACAAGGAAAUGUCUCACAACAUCUGUUUAUGAAGUUAGUGGUGUACUUUGGUACUCUCCAACAACACUGACUGAUCUGUACACACUCAUGUCAAAGCACAAAAACAACAAGAUCAGGCUUGUGGCUGGAAAUUCUGGAAAAGGUAUUUACAAAAAUGAUGGUCCUUUUGAUGUAAUGAUCGACAUUACAAAAAUCGAGAAACUCCACACCAUACCAAGUGUAACUGAGGUACCCAAUGGUGAUCUUGUCAUUGGUGCUGCUGUUUCCCUGAACACUCUCAUAAAUGUGCUGGAUAACCAAGCUGAGAAGAUGUCUGGUUACAAAGUGUUAGCUGAUCAUGUGCGCAAGGUGGCCAAUGUUCCUGUUCGGAACGUUGCCAGUAUUGCUGGGAAUUUGAUGUUAACUCAUGAUCAUCCUGAUUUCCCAUCUGACAUUUUCACCAUCCUUGAGGCUGCUGGUGCAAGGCUGAUUAUUGCUGACAGUUCAACAGCAAGUGAAACUCAGUAUUCGCUUAUGCAGUUCCUUUCUUUGGAUAUGACUAGCAAGGUAAUCUUGGCAGUCUUGUUACCUAUAUUUACAAGUGACUACAUCAUUUGCACCUACAAAGUUAUGCCAAGAUCACAGAAUGCACAUGCUUAUGUGAAUGCUGGGUUUGUAGCAAAAGUUGACAAGAGUACAAUGACUUUAAGUGCUGUCAGGAUUGUCUAUGGUGGAAUUGAGCCGCAUGCAAUGCACCCUUUCAAAACAGAAUCUUUCUUGGUUGGUAAAACACUUACUGAGCAGGCUACUCUUGCAGAGGCUUUGACUACACUUGGAGAGGAGAUUAUCCCUGAUUCUCCUCCUGCAGGUGCAAGCAAGGAAUACCGCAAAUCACUAGCUCUUGGCUUGUUUUACAAGUUCUAUUUGACAGUUUUGGGUGACAAAGCAUCAGCCAGGGUUAAGUCUGCAGCAGUGCCUUUUAUUCGUCCAGUAUCAUCUGGCACUCAGGACUAUGACACACAAAAGAAGGAAUAUCCGUUGACGAAACCAAUGACUAAACUGGCUGCCAAGCUGCAGACAUCUGGUGAAGCUCAGUACAUAUCAGACAUUCCCAUGCAAGGUGGGGAACUUCAUGCAGCCUUUGUCAUAAGCACACAGGGAAACUGCAAGAUUGAUUCCUAUGAUGCAUCAGAGGCCUUGAAAAUGCCUGGAGUUGUCAAAUUCAUCACAGCAGCAGAUAUUCCUAAAGGUGGCAUUAACAAUUUCACACCAACAUCUUUUGGUUUAGCAGUUGAAGAGAUAUUUAGUUCAGGAAAUGUUUCAUAUGCUGGGCAAGCCUUAGGAGCUAUAAUUGCUGAUACUCAGCGGCAUGCAGAUGAAGCAGCCAAAGCUGUUAAAGUGACAUACAAAGAUCAAGAACCUCCCUUACUCACUAUUGACGAAGCAGUGGCUGCAGAGUCCUUCUUUGAUCCCCAGGCCAAGACAAUUACUAAAGGAGAUGCUGAAACUGCAAUAAAAAAUUCACCACACGUCAUACAAGGGGCGGUAUCUACUGGACACCAGUACCACUUUCAUAUGGAAACUCAGGCUGCACUAUGUGUCCCUGAAGAGGAUGGUAUGACUGUCCACUGCCCUACACAGUGGGUAGACCUUACUCAGGCAGCUGUGGCACAGACCCUCAAUUAUCCAGUCCAAAGUGUUAAUUUGAGUGUUAAGAGAUGUGGAGGUGCAUAUGGAGCAAGAAUCACUGGAGCCAAUCAUGUUGCUACAGCAUGUGCCAUAGCUGCGUAUGUCACAAAGAGACCAGUUCGGAUGAGGUUGAAUCUUAGUACCAAUAUGGAAAUGGUUGGAGUAAGAGAACCUUACAAAGCAACUUAUAAGGCGGGUGUGGGAAGUGAUGGCAAGUUGAAUGGCAUUGAUGUUAACUUGUAUGCUGACUGUGGCAGCACACCCAAUGCUAUUGAUGUAGGUACAGCACAAUCCUGGGUUGACAACGCGUACUUUUGUGACAACUGGAAGAUUGUCCCAUAUGCCACCCACACUAACACCGCAAGCAACACGUGGUGUCGUGCACCAGCUUCUACACAAGCAGUGUUUAUAAUCGAGACAAUUAUGGAACAUGUUGCUAAAGAACUAAAACUGACACCAGAAGUUGUGAGAAAAGUGAAUUUAUACAAGAAUGGAGAGAAAACUCAGAUGGGUCAGACGCUGAAAUAUUGCAACUUGGACACCCUGUGGAAAAAUAUUCUUGUUUCAAGUGACUUCCAGACUAGAAAAACUGCUAUUGAUACUUUCAACAAGAAUAAUCGCUGGCGAAAACGUGGAAUCAGUGUUGUCCCUCUCAAAUAUGGUAUAGCGUAUUUUGGUUCCCAGUUUACAGCAAUGAUAUCAAUAUAUCAUGCAGAUGGCACAAUUGCCAUUUCUCAUGGAGGUAUUGAAGUAGGCCAAGGAAUCAACACCAAGGUAGCCCAAGUUGUAGCAUACCAGCUGAAAUGUCCUCUGGAUAAAAUUGCGAUCAAACCUACGUCAGCAUUCAGCAAUCCAAACAGUGGUGCAACAGGUGGAAGUAUUACUAGUGAAUUGUGUUGUAAGACUGUUCUUGGCUGUUGUGAUAUCCUCAACAAAGUAAUUGAUCCUGUGAGGAAGACUAUGCCAUCAGCCUCUUGGGCUGAAAUCAUCGCCAAAUGUUUUGCAAAUGGUGCUGAUUUGUCAGCCAAAUACAGGUACCAAGCCCCUAGCAGUGAGAUGGUUAAUUACAAUAUUUAUGGGGCAACAUGUGUGGAAGUUGAGGUGGAUGUUCUAACUGGGGAAAGAGAGAUAAUUCGUGCAGACAUACUUGAGGACUGUGGACAAAGCAUGAACCCUGAAAUUGAUGUUGGGCAAGUGGAGGGUGCUUUUGUGAUGGGACUGGGUUUGUGGUUGACAGAGAAAUUCAUAUAUGAUACUAAAACUGGACAAAACCUGACAAAUGGAACAUGGGAAUACAAGCCAGCAUGUUCCAAGGAUAUACCAAUUGAAUUUAAUGUGACUCUACUGAAGAAUGCUCCUAAUCCACUUGGAAUUCUUAGGUCAAAAGCUGUGGGAGAGCCACCUUUGUGCAUGUCCUGCGCUUGUCUGUUUGCUGUAAAACAUGCAGUUGAAGAGGCCCGGGCUGAGAUUGGUCAAGGAGCUGAUUACUUCGUAAUGAAUGCACCCUCCAUGGUGGAAGACACACAGCUAGCAUGCCUUGUGGAGCCUAGUCAGUUCAGCUUAUAAACAAGCACUUCUUAGCACCUUGUAUUGUGAUGGACCUAAGUUUCACUUUGUAAAAUGUUAGUAGAGGCGACAAUCAUAAAAUUUAUAUCAAAUCCAAAUUUUAUAUAGCUGUUAGUCUGCUGAUUGGCUGUCAGCUAGUCUAUAGCUUCUUUGAUAAACAAAGAAAAAAUUAAUGAACAAUUAGUUUGUUAGCUUGAGAUUUCUAUUCCUUGAUGGCUGAUAAGGGAAAAGUUUAAAACAGCUGUCAUGCAUAGAAAUUUUAGCAACUUAUCUAGGCUUCUCAUUUAUCCCACUAUCUUUCAGUGAACAGACAGGUAGUACAAUGACCAAUCAGGUUGUAGCAUCUGUGAUAGAACUCUCGGCCAAUAUAUAAACUACCAAUCAGUUUUGAACAGUAUAUUAACUCCAAGAAUAGUAGCUCCAGCUUAACAUGUGACCAUAUUAUGAAGAACUAGAGGCCAUGAAUUCAUCUUGUAGGAGUCUAUUUUGGGCAAAAAAUAAUAUGUUGUUGGUAAGAUUAAGAAAAAAAGAUAGAAGUACCCAAUGGUAGGGUAUUGUUUACAGGGCUCAUUGUAAAAAAAAAGAUGAUCUAGAAAAAUAAUUGAUGUUGGACUCACAUAUCUUAUAGUCUAUACUCCUUUUCAUUGGAUAUUUGGAUAGUAACGUGUUCAAAAGUACAUGAUAUUUAGUGUUUAAAUCAGUACAUACUAGUAUAGUUUUUGUUUCAAUCAGAAGUUAUAUCAACUAACCAACUGUUAUACAGUACAACUAAAUCAAAUUGACAAUACGAUAUACGUGUAGCUCUAUUGCUAUGGAAAUCAAUAUACACCACAAAAUGACAGGGUCUACUGCAGUACAAAAUAUGAGAUUAGCAAAGGCCUUUGUAACAAAAUAGUUCUAAAAGGAAGCCUGCAUCAACCUGUAACCAACUGAACUUAUUUUGGAAAUGAACACAAUCCAUUUUCACAAAUAUGCUAAUUAUUACUAUUAUUUUUUUGUCUGGCUUCAGAUAAAACUCUUGCUGCAUGAUGAGUAAAAUAUAACUUUUCCAAACAAUAUCAAUAUAUUAUCCUGCAAUAGUACAAUAGCUGAUGAACUUAUCAUCCAGAGUAUGUUUAAAACAAUAAUAGCCAUAUUCUCAUAACUGA
Molecule: messenger RNA, 5152 nt
Organism: Pocillopora damicornis (cauliflower coral)
Lineage: Eukaryota; Metazoa; Cnidaria; Anthozoa; Scleractinia; Pocilloporidae
Product: xanthine dehydrogenase/oxidase
Molecular function (GO): iron-sulfur cluster binding; oxidoreductase activity; FAD binding
Source: RefSeq, a predicted model, not a curated record